Malurus melanocephalus (red-backed fairy wren) is the source of this 1061-nucleotide messenger RNA. RefSeq names its product RAB17, member RAS oncogene family (gene RAB17). The record is from RefSeq and is a predicted model, not a curated record. NCBI's taxonomy places the organism in Eukaryota, Metazoa, Chordata, Aves, Passeriformes, Maluridae. Gene Ontology annotation, molecular function: GTP binding; GTPase activity. Gene Ontology annotation, cellular component: endosome.
GGUGCAGGAGUGCUGGGAACACGCCACCGUGUCCCCUUGCGGUGACAACWGCCUCGUGCCGUCCUGCCUGGCUGCUAGACCUCAGCUCUGGUGUCAGGUCUAAGGUUCACUGAUCUCGGGCUGCCUCUCACCUUUGACACCGCUCCCGGCGCCGGUGCUUUCGCUUUGAGCCGCUCCCGGCACGGAGAGGCUCCAACACACGGAUGGGGCCGUCAUCCCGUCAGCCCUGACACACGGACUGGAGCCCUGGGAGGAGAGCAAGGCUGCGGGAAGGACAUGGCACAGACGGUGACCCCGGGCACCUCCCCGGAGGGYUCUCGUCCCUCCUACAUGUACAAGAUGGUCCUGCUGGGCAGCAUGUCCGUGGGGAAGUCRAGCCUGGCCUACAGAUACGUGAAAAAUGACUUCAGGGAGCUGCUGCCAACCGUGGGAUGCUCCUUCUUCACACAGACCCUCAACCUGGACGAGGCCACCGUCAAGCUUGAGAUCUGGGACACGGCAGGCCAGGAGAAGUACCAGAGUGUGUGCCACCUGUACUACCGGGAUGCCCACACCGCCCUCCUCGUUUAUGACAUUGCUAACAAGCAAACAUUCAGCAGAGCAAAGGUGUGGCUAGAGGAGCUGGAGAAKAGAUUCCUUCCUGAUGAAAUCGUCAUUGCUCUGGUGGGGAACAAGACAGACCUUGGUGCUGAGCGAGAGGUCACCACUGAGGAGGGGGAAGAGUUUGCACGAGCAAAAGGCCUUCUGUUCAUGGAGACAUCUGCAAAAUCCAGCUAUCAAGUGAAUGAUGUCUUCAUGGCCGUGGUGCAUGAGCUCUUGAGGAGGGAAAAAGAGAAGGCAUCGAACCCAUUCCCACGGGAGAGCGUGGACCUGGGGGCGAGCGGGGCGAGGACGCGGUGCUGCCGCACCUGAGGACACUCAAAGGGACAGUGACAAAGCUGCGGGGACUCAGAACUGCAGGGACAGCUCAGCCUGACCUCCCCUCCCUCUCAGGGYGAGUUCAGAGCCCGUCCUGGGUGCACGGGGCCUCUUCAACCCUUCAGCACCAUCUUCAGCCACGA